This is a messenger RNA of Penicillium oxalicum, 660 nucleotides long. RefSeq lists its product as uncharacterized. The transcript has 2 exons. NCBI's taxonomy places the organism in Eukaryota, Fungi, Ascomycota, Eurotiomycetes, Eurotiales, Aspergillaceae. Bases 1 to 660 code for a protein of 219 amino acids. The record is from RefSeq and is a predicted model, not a curated record.
AUGCAAGCCAUGGCCUCCAGUCAUGAGUCUAGCUCGCCCAGCCUCUCACGACGACGGACCGAGCCGCCAAAGGAAGAAACGCGGGAUGAUAUGAGUAUAGUUGAAAGAUCUAACACCGUUAACAGCGCCCAAGAUACAGAGUACGUGAAAAUGCUCAAGGACGAGGCCCAAAUGGAAACUGGAUACAAUAUUAGAGUUAGCGCGGCGAACUGGGCUUUACUGGCGGGGUAUCUCGUCGUACCAGGCACCUUCGCGUCAUUACAAAAAUCGAGUCAGGUUGAAGACGCCCUAAGCAACAACAAGGCAGGCCAGGUCGUGAUGCAUACCAUACAAAAUCCGCCUUUGCUCGCUAUUGCCUGCUUGUUUUUUGUAGGUGCAAUCACAGCAAUGUACUUCUUGAUACGAGUUCGCAAAAUUCGAAACUGCUAUACGUGGCUCAUCAACAAACUUUUUAUGCCAGCUAUGCUUAAUGCGGCGGCAGGGCUGCUCACUACCCUUAUUAACGUCUAUACGUCCCGUGGCGGUCACUGGUCUGUGAUGUCAAUUAUCACAACAGUAAUCACCGGUCUUACAUUUUGCGUUUUCUUUGCCUUGCUGAUAUUUUACAAGUUCUUCAAGCUGCGAGGUGUCCUUCAGGAGGAUAAGAAUGGAAUAAGAUAG